AGUGUAGCCCAAUUCACUAAGUUGCUCUCCUCAUCUGACCAGUUCUCUUCUCUUUGCUCGACAAAGCAGCUGAUCGACGUUUCUCAUUUCUAGGGUUCCAAUCAGAUAUCUGCAACAAAAAUGGCUCUGGCUGGUCGCAUCAGAUCGGGGAUCUCCUUCUUCAAAAACAUAUCCGUAUCUGACUCCCUCUCCUCUGCUAGAUCAUAUCCCCGUGGAGGGUCGCUUAUCCCUGCGUUGAGAGACUAUGCAACAACUUCGGCUCAGAAAACCGGCAAUGUUAAGGUGCCUGUGGCUUUAGUUGGUGAAUCUGGGAAUUUUGCUUCGUGGCUAUACAUUGCAGCUGUGAAGAUGAAUUCCUUGGAAAAGAUCGAGUUGGAUCUUUCCGAGAUGAUUGAGGCAAUGAAGACAAGCCCUACUUUUGCACAGUUUACAAAGGAUCCCUCUGUCCCCAGAGAGACAAGACUGGCUGCUAUUAUGGAUGUUUGUGAUCGAGCAAAGUUUGCGGAACCCACCAAGAACUUCCUCUCUUUGUUAGCAGAGAAUGGAAAGCUGAAGAACCUAGAUGUGAUUGUGAAGAAAUUCAUGCAGCUGACGACCGCACACAGGGGAGACGUCAAAGUUUUGGUUACCACAGUCAUGCCGCUUCCCCCUGCUGAGGAGAAGGAACUGAAGGAGACACUCCAGGAGAUCAUCGGAGAAGGGAAGAAAGUAACUGUGGAACAGAAGAUUGAUCCGAGUAUCUAUGGUGGGCUAAUAGUAGAGUUCCAACAAAAGGUGUUGGACAUGUCUAUCAGGACAAGGGCACAGCAGAUGGAGAGGCUCCUCCGUGAACCUGUUGACCUCAGCAACCUCUGAUAAAAUCUUCGAGAAUUUUCCCCCAAGAAACAUGAUGUUUUGUGAUGGUCUGCCACCAAUUGACAAAUAAAUAUGACCUUCCUGGGAUACAAUAUAUACCCACUCUUUCGUUUUUGAUAUUUAUCAUUUGCGUUUUACAAUUGUUGUUUGCUUCGAAAUAAGCUUUUCGAGACGUAAAAUUUCAAUGAGAUUUAUGAUGUUGUCCUA
This is a messenger RNA of Eutrema salsugineum, 1062 nucleotides long. RefSeq names its product ATP synthase subunit O, mitochondrial. Gene Ontology annotation, biological process: proton motive force-driven mitochondrial ATP synthesis. NCBI's taxonomy places the organism in Eukaryota, Viridiplantae, Streptophyta, Magnoliopsida, Brassicales, Brassicaceae. The transcript has 6 exons. The coding region runs from base 121 to 855 and encodes 244 amino acids. The record is from RefSeq and is a predicted model, not a curated record. Gene Ontology annotation, molecular function: proton-transporting ATP synthase activity, rotational mechanism.